Messenger RNA from Vidua macroura (Pin-tailed whydah), 2374 nucleotides. It is a transcript of the gene IFT54, whose product is annotated as TRAF3 interacting protein 1. Lineage: Eukaryota; Metazoa; Chordata; Aves; Passeriformes; Viduidae. Gene Ontology annotation, cellular component: intraciliary transport particle B; centrosome; axoneme. The transcript has 15 exons. Gene Ontology annotation, biological process: cilium assembly; intraciliary transport; regulation of microtubule cytoskeleton organization. Bases 80 to 2059 code for a protein of 659 amino acids. Gene Ontology annotation, molecular function: microtubule binding. The record is from RefSeq and is a predicted model, not a curated record.
CCGGGGGCGGGCGGGCCCCGCCGCGAUCCCGGUUCGAGCCCCAGCCCGGCCCGGCCCGGCCCGGCCCGGCCCCGCCGCGAUGAACGAGGCGGUGUCGCGGCAAACGCGGGAGACCCUGGGCCAGGUGAUCCGCAAGCCGCCGCUCACCGACGCGCUGCUGAGCAAGCCGCCCUUCCGCUACCUGCACGACCUGAUCUGCGAGGUGAUCAGAGUGACAGGUUUUCUGAAAGGACUUUACACGGAUUUCGAGUUGAAGUCAGAUAAUGUCAAGGAUAAGGAUUCCAAAAUCAACUUCCUUCAGAAGGCCAUCGAUGCUGUUGUGAUGGUGACAGGAGAGCCACUGUCAGUGAAACCAGCACGAGUUGUGGCUGGACACGAGCCUGAGAAAACCAAUGAAUUCCUUCAGGCAAUUGGGAGGUGUUGCUUAAAUAAGUUGUCCAGUGAUGCUGCUGUAAAAAGGGUCUUGGCUGGGGAAAAAGCUGAUGCUAAAGGGAAACCUCCACCCUCUAAACCUCGAGACAAAGAAAGCAGAGAGCCCAAAGCAGAAGAACAAAAAAGCCAUAAGGAUAAAGAGAGCAGAAGAGACACUGAAAUUAAAGACAGGAGCUCCAGCAGAGACAGAAAACCCAAAGGAGAUUUGAAGGAGAGCAGAGAAGGAGAAAAGGAGAGGGAUAAACAGAAGAAUAAUGAAGAGAGACACAAAGAAACUGAAAGAGACACCUCAAAGGAAGGAGAAAAACAAGAGAGGGAAAGAGGCAAAAGCAGAACGACCAAGCAAGGAAGGGAAACAGAAAAAAACAAAGGAAAAGGAGACCCAGAGCGAGGAGACGACCUCAGGAAUGAUAAAGGACAGGAAAGAGAGAAAAGACAUGAAGGAGGAAGAGAAAAGGACAGGCUGAAAGGAAGAGACAAAGAUAAGGCCAGAGACAGAGAAGGAGAGAAAGACAGAGAGAGAAGAAGAGAUCGGGACAGAGAAGAAAAUGGGGAACAUCUCAGGGAACAUGGAAAGGAGAAAGCAGAGAAAAAGCCCUCAGAUUCUGAAGAAUCCAUGCAUAGAAAACCACAGAGGCCAACUAAAGACAGCAAGUGCCAGCCAGACACUGAGAAUGAAACUCCUGCAAGGAUAUCAAAGCAGCCUCCAGCAAAAGCAUCGAGGCAUCGCUCCAAGCCCGGAGGAGAAGGAGCUGUGGACACGAAGAGUGUGGCAGAUGGGAUUUCAGAGGAUGGUGCUGCUGAGCUGCAGGAGAAAAAUGAACCAGGUCUUGCAGAAAAACAAAAGGAAAGAGAAGCAGAGAACGCUCCUGACAAGCCUGAAAAUGGGGAAGCACCUCCUGAUGUCCCACCUCAGCCUGCCCAAAGGCGGAUUCCCCGUCCCGGCAGCGCAAGGCCGGCACCUCCACGAGUGAAACGUCAGGAGAGCACCGAGCUCUUAAUCCCAGAAAGGAGCGGCAGCGCUAAAACGGCCCCGACCGUGCUCAGGGAGCAGCAGGUUUCUGAUGAGGAGGACGAGCAGUUCGUGGUGGAGGCAGCAGAGCCCCUGCCAGAGAUGCCAAAGGAGCCAGAAGUGGAGCUGGUUGAGGAUCAAAAGCAUGGUGGGCUGGUGAAAAGAAUCCUAGAAACAAAGAAGGAUUAUGAGGCAUCACAGAAAUCAUCACAGACCACAGAGAGGGAGAAGCCAAUUGUCUCAGAAGCAUCCAGGAAGAGGGAGAGAGACUUGGUAGCCAAAGAAAUCGAGAAGUUCCAGGGGUCCAUUCAGACUGUGUGCCAGCAUGUUUUCAGGCUGGGCAGGACGGUGGAUUACAUCCAGGAGGACAUGGAUGCCAUGAGGAACGAGCUGCUGAUGUGGCGCCAGGAGAACAGGGAGCACGCAGAGGCUUUGCGGAGGGAGCAGAGCAUCACAGACAGCACUCUGGAACCACUAAAAGCUGAGCUGGCUGAACUGGAGCAGCUGAUUAAAGACCAGCAAGACAAGAUCUGUGCUGUAAAAGCAAAUACUUUAAGGAAUGACGAAAAAAUCCAGAGGAUGAUUCUUAGCAUAAAUGUGUCUUCAAGAAGGUGAAGAAGAUGGAAAAGAAAUUAAAGAGCCUUAGGACUCACUGACUGACAUUGUUACCAAAAAACCAAAACCCAAAUAGCAGACAUGCCUUGUUCAGAUAUAGAAUGUUUAGGGACCAGAACCCUAAAAAUGUUACAAAAAACUCUGUUAUUGCAUUGAUUUUUAGAUGUUGAUAUUAUGCAGGAUAAAAUGAUAUUCAUUUGAAUGCUAAAGUUGCAGAGCUGUUAAAAGAACUUGUUUGUUUGUUUGUUUAAGGAUAAAAUGAUAUCCACUUGAAUGCUCAAGUUGCAGAGCUAUUAGAAGAACUUGUUUGUUUAA